Molecule: messenger RNA, 637 nt
Organism: Anopheles arabiensis
Lineage: Eukaryota; Metazoa; Arthropoda; Insecta; Diptera; Culicidae
Gene: RpI12
Product: DNA-directed RNA polymerase I subunit RPA12
Exons: 3
Coding region: 101-445 (114 amino acids)
Biological process (GO): DNA-templated transcription; termination of RNA polymerase I transcription
Cellular component (GO): RNA polymerase I complex
Molecular function (GO): zinc ion binding; DNA-directed RNA polymerase activity; nucleic acid binding
Source: RefSeq, a predicted model, not a curated record
UGCCGUUGUCAACAACAAACACGCGGUUCAAAUAAGCGCACAGUAACGUUUCGGAAAAGUUUGCUUAAUAAAAGGAAAGUAAAGCUGUACGCUACUUACGAUGGAUCCCGGAUUCUGUCCCGAUUGUGGUUCUAUCCUGCCGCCACUGAAAAACUCCAACAGAGUGUCCUGCUAUGGCUGCCAAAGCGAGUUCGAUGCUGCGGCAUUCGGCACGAUGGAAACAGAGUAUACGAUCCAUUUCAAUUCGUAUGCCAAUAAAAAAUCGGAUCAAGCCGACCGUGCCGAAGGAGAGGAAGCCGAAGGACCGAUUGUGAACCGACAGUGUCCCAAGUGUGGUAAUGAUCAGAUGUCGUACGCCACUUUACAGCUCCGAUCUGCGGACGAAGGUCAAACCGUAUUCUUCACCUGUACAAAGUGCAAGUACAAGAUGUCGGAAAAUUCAUAAAUAUAAACUGUACCAAAUGAAGCAAAAGUGGAAAACAAAAAAUGGUGUAAAUACGACUGCAAUGUAUUGUCGUGUGUAUGUUGUAUCCGAAUUGUGAUAGACAUUUUUCAAAUGAUAAGGUGCAGGAAAAUAUAAUUCCAUGUGUUUUUUUUUAAGUAUCGAUUAAAUCUCGCUACGUUCGCAGUUGAUUCA